CGCAUGCGUAGCAGACACACCACAAUGGCGAAUUAGAGAUAACCAUGAUUCAUAUUCAAGUUCAGUAACCAGAUCUUUAAAGCAAUUAGAUUUUUCAUCUUUGAAUUCAUACCCCUGAAAAAGAAAAACUUGUGAACUACUAAUUAAAAUCUCCUAGACAGUCUGAUUAAAAUACAAAAAGCUAUCUGAGAAACAAAUCAGUCCCUGAGGACUGAUGAUUGCCAUAGGUUCGUUUUCAAAGGGAACUUUAGGAGCGAGCUGUGUUUACAGGGAAGCAAUUAAACUAUUUGAUCAUAUCUGAUUCAAGUCUUCUCUCAGAUGACUCAGAUAUUGUAUCACAUUGCAUCUUCUAGUAGGCCUAUCUUUAGCUGGUACCAUGAUCAGUAAAUACACUCACAAAGCCCCGAAGAAGCUUCCCAGAAAGACCCACAAGGGGCUGAGAAAGGUGGCCUGCAUUGGUGCCUGGCAUCCUGCACGUGUGGCCUUCACUAUAGCUCGGGCCGGUCAGAAAGGCUAUCAGCACCGCACUGAGAUCAACAAGAAGAUAUUUCGUAUUGGCAGAGGCAUUCACAUCCAGGAUGGAAAGGUGGUGCGAAACAACGCCUCCACCAGCUACGACCUCAGCCAGAAAACCAUCAUUCCAAUGGGCGGUUUUCCUUGCUACGGUGAAGUAAAUAAUGAUUUUAUCAUGGUGAAAGGCUGUGUUGUCGGUGCUAAAAAACGUGUCCUGACACUCAGAAAUUCCUUGCUCACGCUCACGUCACGCAGGGCCAAGGAGACCAUUGAGCUCAAAUUCAUCGACACCACUUCGAAAUUCAGCCAUGGGCGCUUCCAAACGGCCCAAGAGAAGAGAGCUUUUAUGGGGCCACUGAAAAAAGAUCCUCUAAAGACAAUGCCGUUACCUCUGUCAGAGGAGGCCUGAAAGAAUGGCUUCUGAUAAUCUACUUGCAG
Molecule: messenger RNA, 951 nt
Organism: Gambusia affinis (western mosquitofish)
Lineage: Eukaryota; Metazoa; Chordata; Actinopteri; Cyprinodontiformes; Poeciliidae
Product: 60S ribosomal protein L3-like
Exons: 6
Coding region: 377-922 (181 amino acids)
Biological process (GO): translation; ribosomal large subunit assembly
Cellular component (GO): cytosolic large ribosomal subunit; ribosome
Molecular function (GO): structural constituent of ribosome; RNA binding
Source: RefSeq, a predicted model, not a curated record